Anopheles merus is the source of this 4492-nucleotide messenger RNA. It is a transcript of the gene tj, whose product is annotated as neurogenic protein mastermind. Gene Ontology annotation, cellular component: nucleus. The record is from RefSeq and is a predicted model, not a curated record. Gene Ontology annotation, biological process: regulation of transcription by RNA polymerase II. The coding region runs from base 1086 to 2849 and encodes 587 amino acids. Gene Ontology annotation, molecular function: RNA polymerase II cis-regulatory region sequence-specific DNA binding; DNA-binding transcription factor activity, RNA polymerase II-specific. The transcript has 2 exons. Lineage: Eukaryota; Metazoa; Arthropoda; Insecta; Diptera; Culicidae.
AAUCGGCGCACAAUCAAUGAAAAAUGCCGGCAGGAUUCUAUUUGUUGCUGAGUGCGGACGGAAGCACAUCAUCUCGCAGCGUGCAGCGAAACCAGUAGUAGAGAGUGUUGUUUUGUUUUUCACACAGUGACACUACAACCGAAAUACAAUAGAACGGCGCAAUAAAUCAAUAACGGGUUAGUUGCUUGCUCGGAUCACGCACAAACUCACGUAAUUCGUGUCGUACAGUGACGAUAAGCAGUACUGUGGUGUGAUUUGUGCGAGAUGCUAUAAAUGACUGCAUGUGGUUCGCUUCCUGGUUGGAAUCACUGUUCGCUUAUGCAACUUACGGUGGAUGAAUCACACGUUGGAGGGAGGGGAUCCGAAUAGAGUGCGAGAGAGGUAGUGUGAAAGUGGAGAAAGCAGUGAGCGUGUGUGGGGUGUUGUUCUUAGGCAAAAACACAAACAACCGCUACAAACAGCGUCUUCUGGCGGGUGGGCCCAGUGCCGUCGUUCUCAAUUUCGCGAGAUUGUUGCCAGUUGGAUCGGUUGGAGCUGGCCGGUGGUUGCUGUAGUUCGGGGCUCGCGCACCCGCCGUGUUAUUGUUUCCGUGUGUAUUCUAUUUGUUUUCGACGGAAGACACAAAGUAAAGCAAAGUGCCAUUGUGUGCCUUGCAGAACGGCGAGGCACUGUGCAAAAGGGAAAGCUGUGUCUCCGAUGUUGACCGUGUUGGAGGAUGGUAAAAAGUGAGCUGGAUGUCUAGAUAUUGUUUUCCCUCAAGUAGUGUGUGUUGUUUGUGUCCACAAAUCUUGGGAAACUUCUUGGGCAGGUCUUGCGUACCUAGGACCCGUUAAUGUCGGUCAGUGCUUCCGUGUGUAUGAAACUGUGCGACAAAGUGUAGCCUUUCGUUUUCAAACUGGCCAAGCAGGCGAACUGUUGUAGCGUGAACGCGGGUAGUGAAACCAAAGUCUCGGGCGUCUUUGAUCGUUAAACUGACAUCGGACAACGGAUAUCAGAUCGAACCGUUCUAGAACUUUUAAGGCGGAACGCCGCAGCUCUGUUUAGUGUAGUGGGUUAAUUUUGGAGCCUGUGUUGAGUGUGAUUCUAUGCGGCACCAGCUGGACGAAACGAAAUCAUCCACUUUUAUGAAACUGCCGUUCGAUCGACUAGCUAGAGUGAUGAAUCUGGAAGAGCCCAGCUUCGGAGACAACUACAUACAGGAGUUCGUACUUGAACACCUGGACCACGACACGGGACCGAACGUGAAGCGUGAGGACACUAGCCCCACAAUCCUCGGGAAUGGUGCCGGCUCGAAGCAUCUGUGGAACGGUGCCACGACGAUGGACGAGAACGGUGGCAUCGUGCCGAUCAGGUUGAAAGCGGUCAGCAAUGGCGUAGUAGCCACGGGCGUUGGCAACGGUUGGCAUCUGGAGGAUGCUCGCAAAUUGCAUGCCGCCUGUUCGCCCGGUCCCGGAGACCUGUUCACACACGUCGGUGCACCGACGCACGGUCAACCGAUGCUGUUCAAUCCCCCGCUCAGCGGUGUACCGUCGACACCGCCGGAAACACCUCCGGUAAUCGGAUCUCCCAACUCAUCCGGCGGUGUUGGUGGCACCGGUGGAGUCGUGAGCGGCGGUGGAGGCUACGUUAACGGCCCGUACUAUGGCACUCGUUCCCAGACCGGUCUGGUCGAGGAGAUGAUGUUCCUACCACAGACGAUGCGGGGUGAGCAACCGCUCGACCUACGACCGCUGCACUGUUCCAUCGGUCCGGAAGGGGACUGGAUCGAUCGGAAGGAGUACACCGGCGUGCUGACCGUAGCAGGCGGUCCGAACGGGCAAAACGGUAUGCUCGGUGGGGUUGGCGGUGGGGGUGGAGGCGGUGGUGCAGCCGGUCCCAAUGGAGGAAUCGUAACGGUGAGCAAUUCAGCUGCGAGUGGGGGAGGUGGCGUUGGCGGACCGUUCCAGCAUCAUCAUCACCAUAUCACAGCGGCCCAGCUGGAGUUUGGUCCGCUGAGCAUGCACAAUGUGUCGCAUCAGCAUCCGCACCACCAUCACAGCCACCAUCAUCAUCAUCAUCAUUCGCUACACACGAACCGGCCACACUCCGUCAGCUCCACGAGCUCCACCAUUUCACCCCGCCACGGUACCAGCAGCAGUGGUGGAGGUAGCUGCUACAACGGCCUGGGCGGAUCGGGCUCCGGCAACGGGCUCUCCUCCGAGGAUCUCAUCAACGAUGAGCUGCUGAUGACGCUGUCGGUGCGCGAGCUGAACAAACGGUUGCAUGGCUGCCCGCGGGAUCAGGUCGUACGGUUGAAGCAAAAGCGGCGUACCCUAAAGAACCGAGGCUACGCACAGAACUGUCGAUCGAAGCGGUUGCAGCAGCGCCACGACCUGGAGAUCACCAAUCGCCAUCUCCAUCACGAGAUGCAACAGAUGAAGAUGGAGCUGGCCAAGAUAAAGCAGGAACGGGACGAGCUCAUCCAGACGCUGCAGAUGCACCAGCGCGACCAGUCAACACAGCAGACGGCAGGCCAUGCACACUAUCAGCAGCAGUCUCGGCAGCAGCAACAGCAGCAGCAACAACAGCAGCAACAACAGCAGCAACAGCAGCAGCAGCAACAACAACAUCAUCUUCAUCAUCAGCAACAGCAACACCUAAGCUCGUCGCAACACAAUGGUCCCUGUGGGGGCAGUGCCGGCAGUGGAAGUGCUUCCGGUGCCAGCAGUGCCGGCAAUGGUGGUGGUGGUGGUGGCAGUGGAGGAAGCGGUAGUGGGGGCAGUGCCGGUGCUGGAGUUGGUGCGGGGUUAGUUUCCUCGGUGAAGCAGCUGAUCGCAGAGAGUGUUACAUCGCAGGAGUACUACGUAUGACGCCAGACGACGCUCGGUAAUCAUCAAACACCUUCAUGGGUUGGGCGAUAUGCCUGUUAAUUCCGAGCUGCUUAGAUUAUUGCGUGCGCGUGGCCGCGUGUGGCCACACGUUGAUGAGGUGAAGGUGAAGGGGAACGUGUAUAUAGUAGAUGUUUUUGGUGUCUGAGGGCACACAGCCUUGGGGACUGUGAAGUGUUGACUUAGGGAUCGUGUUCGUGAGGGGGAACUGUGGGCGCAGUGAUGAACAGUGGCGAUUGAUUCAUUUUGGGAAGCAUUAUCCUAAGGACACUUUUUUUAUUUGAUUUUUUUUAUUUGGUUAACAUUUCAUUCAUCUCACUUUGCGAUUUUAACAGGAUGUACUCAUCUCAUCUGUAAUCUCAUAAAUAUUUCCAAAAAAAAUUGUUUGUUCAUCAUUUACUGACAUCGUCGCAAAUAAUUUUGAAACAAAUCCUCAAAAAUUGAAACAGUCAUUAUAUUGUGGGAAAGAUUCAAACAUAUUCGGACCCUGGGACAAAAUUAAUAUUUUUUGUCUGUGGGGAAACAGUAAGAAAUAUUUAAAAAGUGUUAAAAAAACUACGGGCAACUCUGUAAUUUAAAAUGAAUCAAGGAGUUUUGUAUAGGGAUUUCUAUUAUGAUCAUCAAUAUAAAAAAUAAUAUUUCGGUAAUUAAGCUGUUAAUUUGUUAAUAAUAUGAGGCCAAACAGAAGUUGCUGAUGAUCAACGCUUGUUUGAAAGGGUAGGAGAUAACUUUAGUUGGAGCAUGUUGAUUUUGUAUUACUUUGUAUGGGAUAAGGGUUAAAUACUGUUCACUUUCUUUCAUUUGAAGAAACAAUUAAUUUUCAAUAUUAAUCUUACAUUCAGUGGAAGCCAGCAUUGAUAGAUAAGCAUAUUACUAAACUUUAAAUAUUAUCAUUAUUAAUUCUCAGUUCGGUUUGAUUUGUUUACGUUGUGCAAAGAGUACACCAUACCUAAAAAACGCAUACAUUUUGUUGCAUUUAAAAUCACUUCACCACAGUUCCGAUCUGGUGUAUACGAAUGUGUUGAAACGAUCUUCUAAUACUGCAAGUGUUGCCGUCUAGUGUGUUACUAUGCGACAAAAGGAACACAUUGAGCAUAACGAGAUAGGAUAAAACCCCGUGUAUAAACGAGCACGGCUACGAACGAAAGUAACUAACAAUUACGAUGAUAAUAAUGAUAAUAACCGUAGCAAAUGAAAUACGUUGUAAUAUUCCCAGCAAAAGCGUUCGAUAAUUUGUCACUGUAACAGAUAGGACAGCGAUCGUAAUAACUAAAAAAAAAAUCACCUCGCUCGACUCGACUCGAGACGAUGAAGCAAUAAUUAGAUCAUCGAAGCAAAUAUCAUGUUAAUGUAAAUGAAAUAAGCAAACAAGCGAUCGAUAGGGAAUUGCUUUGAUCAGUGUAUUAUUCACACCGUUGGUUGUAUUCGCGAUUGUGUUACCUUUUGUUGUUUGGUUUCUUUACGUACAAGUACAACACUGUAAACAAAAUCGAUCGAUCGCUAACCUACCACUGGUGUAAAAUAUGGAUAAGAAGUCAAAGCACGGCGACGUUUAUCAUUAAAUGAUGUUGAAGCAAAGUAAAACAAAGCAAAACAAAAAAAAAUAUUACAAAACAUAAAUACAA